AUGAAGCGACUACGAGGAUUGAGUGCAGCGACUACGAAGAUUGUUUGUACAGGUGCGGAUGCCGAACUAUACAAAGUUCCCGAGUUGGAUGCACCUUCAGAUGAGACCACAACAAGCUCUCUAGAGUGGUUAAGCGAUGACGACGAUGAUGAAACACCCUUCGAUAACGAGGCAGAUUCCGAGCACGCUCUUGUCAGAGUUGCGUUGCAUUCAGCAAUCCCGCUUUGCAGCAGCAAGCCGGAACUGUGGGAUGCGCGGCAUUGUGGUCAACUCAUAUCGGAAGCGGCGAGGAAAAGUCCACUGGUUAUGACGAGUGAGGUGGAGAUUGUGGACUUGGAUGACUGAGGUACGUACAAGAGGGCACAAUUUCGUUGAAGGCAUGAGAAUAUCAUUGAUGGAGAUUGCGAUGGAG
Molecule: messenger RNA, 412 nt
Organism: Neohortaea acidophila
Lineage: Eukaryota; Fungi; Ascomycota; Dothideomycetes; Mycosphaerellales; Teratosphaeriaceae
Exons: 2
Coding region: 1-345 (114 amino acids)
Source: RefSeq, a predicted model, not a curated record